Molecule: messenger RNA, 2861 nt
Organism: Elgaria multicarinata webbii
Lineage: Eukaryota; Metazoa; Chordata; Lepidosauria; Squamata; Anguidae
Gene: RPRD1B
Product: regulation of nuclear pre-mRNA domain containing 1B
Exons: 7
Coding region: 97-1077 (326 amino acids)
Biological process (GO): mRNA 3'-end processing
Molecular function (GO): RNA polymerase II C-terminal domain binding
Source: RefSeq, a predicted model, not a curated record
GCCGGGCGGGCGGCGGCGGGGCCGGUCUGGUCCAGCCAGGCCGGGCGGAGCCGAAGCGCGGGUCCGGGGCUCUCCGCGGCCCUCCCGGCUCCCGCCAUGUCCUCGUUCUCGGAGUCGGCGCUGGAGCGGAAGCUGUCGGAGCUGAGCAACUCCCAGCAGAGCGUCCAGACGCUGAGCCUGUGGCUCAUCCACCACCGCAAGCACGCCGGGCCCAUCGUCACCGUCUGGCACCGCGAGCUCCGUAAGGCAAAGUCAAGUAGGAAACUUACUUUUCUAUACUUGGCAAAUGAUGUCAUCCAGAACAGUAAAAGGAAAGGACCUGAGUUUACAAGGGAAUUCGAAACUGUUCUCGUGGAUGCUUUUUCACAUGUUGCCAGGGAGGCAGAUGAGGGCUGCAAAAAGCCCCUGGAACGAUUGCUAAACAUCUGGCAAGAGCGGAGUGUGUAUGGCAGCGAGUUCAUACAGCAGCUGAAACUCUCUAUGGAGGACUCCAAUAGUCCCCAACCCAAAGUUACAGAAGAGAAGAAAUCGUUGAAGCGAACGUUUCAGCAGAUACAAGAGGAGGAAGAUGAAGAUUACCCUGGGAGCUACUCCCCACAGGACCCCAACGCUGGACCCCUUCUGACUGAGGACUUGAUCAAAGCCCUGCAGGAUCUGGAAAACGCAGCAUCAGGAGACGCCACGGUGCGGCAGAAAAUUGCCUCUCUUCCCCAAGAGGUUCAGGACGUAUCGCUGUUAGAGAAGAUUACAGACAAAGAGGCAGCAGAGCGCCUUUCGAAGACUGUGGACGAGGCAUGUUUGCUACUAGCGGAGUACAAUGGGCGGCUGGCGGCGGAACUGGAAGACCGGCGCCAGCUGGCGCGCAUGUUGGUUGAGUACACACAGAACCAGAAGGAUGUGCUGACGGAGAAGGAGAAAAAGCUAGAAGAGUACAAACAGAAGCUUGCUCGGGUAACUCAGGUCCGCAAAGAGCUCAAGUCCCACAUCCAGAGCCUGCCCGAUUUGUCACUGUUGCCCAACGUCACGGGUGGGUUGGCGCCUCUGCCGUCCGCUGGGGACCUUUUCUCGACUGACUAAGACACGUGUGGGCCUGUAUUUCCCCCCUCCUACAAUUCCAGUUAAUGCCACCGGAAGACCUCGUGACAAUUGGAGAUCCUCACGGCCAGCUGACCUGGGAAGGAACGGACAGAGGCCGCCUUCCCUUGACCCUCUCAGCAAGAUGUGCGUCCCGUGCGCGUGACGAGAGGGCUGCGACGCUCCUUUGGAAGAAGGCAAACGUCCUCAUGUUUGGCAAAGAUUCACGUUUACCUUGCUCCCCCCUCGUAGCACUUCCAGUUUCCACCACAGCCUGUGCAAAUCAUGUGUGUCGACAUCCAAGAGCUUUCAACAACAAAAAAGAGAGGUUGAUUUAUGCUUUGCCUUUUUUUUUUCUGUAUAAAAAGAACAGUUGUUUCUGAAUUGGUUUGGUGUGUGUCAGGCUUGGUUUUUCUGGGUUUCAUGAUUCUGGAGUUUCCAUGUGGCAGCACUGUCUCAAGAAAUUGGCACAGAUGAGGCGUCUGCUUCACAGAUAACCUCAGUGGGUGGUUCCUUCUCUCUUUGGGCAUGUUUACAUGGAGAUACGGGGACCACAGGUGACCAAAAUUCAGCUCUGGUGGCUGAUACCCAACGUCUGCUCCUCUGUGCAGUGCUGCCUGUUACUUGUGGAUCGGAGCAAUCCAGUGUUGUUCAGGCUCCCCUGUGUUGUAUUCAGGGUCCUUCCUCACCCCACAGCAUUUAGUAGCGGAAAGCAUCAAAGUGCAUUCAGUUCAAGUCACCCGACCUGGAACAGUAAUUUUUCCUUCACUGGGGAAUGUCUUUCGAAGGCUUUGAAACCUUGUCUGUUAAAUUUUUCGUUUGCUGUUAGUGAAUGGAUUGAGCUUUGAAGGAGGUGAUAAGCAGCCAAAUCCUAUGAGGAGCAUUGCUUAAGCACAAGCUCACUUCAAUGAUCUGGAGCCCACCUGAGCGAUGUUCUUAACUGGAUCGUGCCCAGUGUUGGUCUGUACCCUUCUCUUGGUUUGCUUUUUUUUCCUUCACCAAGUCACGGCUAUGUAAACGAUGCAGCAAUAUUUGUACUUCUAGAGCAGUGUGAAGACUUUUAUUUCACACUAAUAUUGGCUGAUUUGUUUGGGGGGGAUUUUCCAUUCUUUUCAAAAGAAAACCAAACCCGCACCUUGCCGCUUAUGGCCACCCCUCCGUCCUUUGCACUCUCAUCUUUCAGGAGAGGGUUGGCCUUCCCUUCACCCCCCUGGGGCAAUCCCCUGCCCCCGCCCUCCUCUCCAUUUGCCCUGGAAGUGCCCCUGCGUUCUGGUUCUUCUUUUCCUUUCUUGUUCGCCAAAUCAACCACAAUGAUGCAUUUCUUUUCAAAGCAUUGUGCAGUAGUGGUUUUUUUUAUUAUUAUUAUUUUACAUUAUUAACCCCCAAAUCUCCUUGAGCUUCACAGCUGAGGCAAAAGCGUCUCCACGCGAUGCCCGUAGAUCAUGGGGUGAUGGGGAGAGAGCCCCACACGUGUCUGUUCACGGCACAGCAGCACAACGUUGGCAACCUCUGUGUUCCUUUUCUGUUUCGUUUAAUGUCCUUGAAAUCGUAGGCAUCUAAUUUGCUUUCGAGGGGCAGCGAGGGGCAGGGAGCCUGUUCCAGGGCACUUAGCACUCUGGGCGGUCUUUCGCUGAGAACAAAUCCAUAUUCUCGCCCCAAGUCGUUUUCUUAAAUCUGUAUAUGAAUCGAUCUAGAAAUAAAUUUAGAGGUAUAGGCUGCCAUUUUAGCAGCAGUAUAUUCUGAAAUGUCUCAUAAAUAUAUUUUUGAAUAAAGAGGGUGUCAUUCAA